AAACACAUUGCUUCCCCACGGUGAUCCCCUCCGUCCGCUCCCACUCUCCCAGCCCACCUCUGCCUUACAUCUGGGCUGGUGUCCUGUCGAGCGGCUGGUCGCUGCCUCCGAUCUAAUUAUAUAUCCGAUCUGUCUCGCGGACUAGAGCCCCCGCUGCGCAUGGUCCAUCCUCAAUCGCGGGACAUCGCUCACCUCAGUGGACAUACCGACUGCCAAGUGCCAACCUAAUCCCGUCACAUACGAGUUGGUCGGGUCGGGAUCCACCUCCGUAUUGGCCGCCCAUCCCUGCUCUGCGUGGCCAGGACCCAGCCUUCGCGUCUUGGCCGCUGUCGUUGCGUACAUAUAUCAUUCGGGACCGUCGCCGUCAGAGCACUAGCAUCGAGGUGAUUGCGGCACGACGUUGCCGGGUGUGUGGGCAAUAGAAUGUCGUUGAAACAGGAAAUCGAAACCUGGGUGCAAGCCCUAGAGCACUACGACAACCAGGAGUACGACGAAGCCCUCCAGGUCUUCAGUAGCAUUGCCGACACGUCGAAGAUUCUCUUCAACUGCGGCAUCAUAUACGCUACGUUGGGGGAACAUGACCGAGCGGUCGACUGUUACCAGCGGGCUGUGAGCCUGGACCAGUACCUGGCCAUCGCGUAUUUCCAGGAGGGGGUCUCGAACUUCCUCCUGGGGGACUUUGAGGAGGCGUUGGCGAAUUUCAAUGACACCCUGCUGUAUCUCCGGGGCAACACCUCCAUCGACUACGAGCAGCUGGGCCUGAAGUUCCGGCUGUUCUCCUGCGAGGUGCUGUUCAACCGUGGGCUGUGCUACAUCUACCUCCAGCAGAUGGGGCAGGGCAUGCAGGACCUCGAGUACGCAUCGAAAGAAAAGGUCACGCCCGACCACGAUGUCAUCAACGAUGCCAUCCGCGAACAGGCGACGGGCUACACGGUGUUUUCGAUUCCCGUCGGGGUGGUCUACCGCCCCAACGCGGCCAAGGUCAAGAACCUCAAGUCCAAAGACUACCUGGGCAAGGCACGGCUGAUUGCGGCUUCGGAGCGCAGCAGCAUGGGCCCCCACAACGAGAUCCAGCGGAUGCAGUCGAUGCUCGACCACCGGCAUCCGGAGCAUCUGCCGUUUGCGACGUCGCACCUGGUGCACAAGAACCUGCAGAGUCGGGGUCGGCAGCACUCGGAGCCGCCGCUGAACCGUAAUCUCUUCCCUCCUACUCCCCCGCCGGACGCAGACAAGGCGAGUACCAACAGCUCCACAGGUAGUCUCGCGAUGAACGGCCGACCGGGGUCCCUGCGGGCGACGCGGCCCCCGCGGCUCGAGCUGAACACCGACGUCGCGGAUAAGGCGCGGAUCGGCACGACACGCACGGCGUCGGAAUCGCGGGCGACGGCCGGGCGACCGGGCCCUCCGGGGCAUCGACGGGGCCAGAGCGACACCGGGGUGGCGGCGAGCCCGGAGGAGAUGCACUCGGGUACGCGGUCGAUGCCGGCGGGGGGCUGGCGGCGUCAGCGGGAGCGGUACAUCGACGAGGAGGAGGAGUACGGCAGCGACGACGGAGGCGCGGAGGGUGAGUUCGAAAUCGUGGACUCGCGGCCACAGGCGUCCCCGAACCGGGGGUCACGGCGGGGGGCCUCGCGGCCGGGGCCGGAGGUGCGCAAGUUCCGAGUGAAGGCGCACUCGCAUGAGGACACGCGGUACAUCAUGAUGGAGCCGACGCUGGAGUUUGGGGAGUUUGAGCGGCGGAUCCGGGAGAAGUUCGGGUUCCGGACGCUGCUGAAGAUUCGGAUGCAGGACGACGGGGAUAUGAUCACGAUGGUGGACCAGGAGGAUCUGGACCUGCUGAUGGGGGGGUCGCGGGAGGUGGCGCGACGGGAGGGGAGUGAGAUGGGGAAGAUGGAGAUCUGGGUGGAAGAGCGGGGAGUGAUCUAGCAUUGGUUUUUUGGUAUACCCGGUUUGGAUGGAGUUGGAGUUGGGAGGAGGUUACUAGGUUAUGAUAAACGAGUUAUGAAAUGAAUGAACCUUACAUAAGCAUCACGGGAUGCAUAACCAUCGUACCGGAGAUACGGAGUUAGUUGUCACUACGUACUCCGUAUCUGCCAGCUCGUCAACAACACAACCACUCCAGCCAACAUGACGGACCUCACCCCAACCCUGGGCCAGCUGCUGCAGGGCAAGUCGGCCGGUCCGAAGCUGUCGGAGGGCUACAUCACGACGGAGAUUGCGGAUGAAUUCUUGAAAGAGGCCUACCGAAUU
This is a messenger RNA of Aspergillus heteromorphus CBS 117.55, 2250 nucleotides long. Its product is annotated as putative PB1 domain protein. Gene Ontology annotation, molecular function: protein binding. Bases 424 to 1926 code for a protein of 500 amino acids. NCBI's taxonomy places the organism in Eukaryota, Fungi, Ascomycota, Eurotiomycetes, Eurotiales, Aspergillaceae. The transcript is spliced from 5 exons. The record is from RefSeq and is a predicted model, not a curated record.